Messenger RNA from Coregonus clupeaformis (lake whitefish), 1642 nucleotides. RefSeq names its product cysteinyl leukotriene receptor 2-like. Gene Ontology annotation, molecular function: G protein-coupled receptor activity. Lineage: Eukaryota; Metazoa; Chordata; Actinopteri; Salmoniformes; Salmonidae. Gene Ontology annotation, biological process: G protein-coupled receptor signaling pathway. The record is from RefSeq and is a predicted model, not a curated record. Gene Ontology annotation, cellular component: plasma membrane. The coding region runs from base 241 to 1458 and encodes 405 amino acids. The transcript has 3 exons.
AGGAGAGGAGAAAAGAGAAGAGGAGAGGAGAGGGAGUUUUAAUGAAGACACAGUUUAUACUAUCGGGGUUGUCUUGACUGGACAGACUCAGAAGACUCCAGAUGUGUAUAGUUAGACGGAAGGGACUUCUAACAAUAAUCUACCAGUACUGUAGUAUCUGAUAACAAGACACGACAGGCAGACACUAUUUGAUGUUCCACGGACAAUGUACAACAGAAUGCAGGAGCACGCUCUGACAGAAUGACAACUCCGUGGCUUGAAACGUCCCACUGGCUCGAAUACACCCUUCCACCAGUGAUCAUUCACCAUGGUAACCAUACAACGACAGCAUUGAAUAGCAACCAGUCAUGUAGUGGUGAUGACGAGUUAUUUAAGUACCGAGCCUAUACUGUCACCUACCUACUGGUGUUCCCUAUGGCGUUGCUUAGCAACAGUGGAGCGCUGUUCGUGUUCCUGCGACUGACGCCCAAAUGGUCCGCGUCCUCCGUCCUCAUGACCAACCUCGCCCUAUCAGAUGCAUGCUUCUCCCUCACCCUGCCGCUGCGAUUGGCCUACUACUUCAGGGGCGCUCGCUGGGACCUCCCUGAUUGGCUGUGCCGACUGUGUGUGUUUUGCUUCUAUCUCAACCUCUACACCAGCGUUCUCUUCCUUACUGGACUGAGCGUGCUCCGUUGGCUGGCCGUGCUUAAGCCUCUCCGUCAUCGAGCCUUUGCCACGCCCCUUCGUGCCUCAUUGGCCUGCUUGGGCGUUUGGCUGUUUGUGGGCGGAGCUUCAGUCCCAUUCCUGUUUUCGGGGACCUGGGUGAGGGCGGGACUAACACGCUGCUUCGAGCCCCGUAACCCUGCCUCCUGGAAGAUGAUCUUCAUUCUCAACUACGUGGGCAUGACAUUCGGCUUCCUGAUCCCAUUCGUCACCAUCCUCGGUUGCUACGGCAGCAUCAUCCGCCGACUGACAGCUACGGCCUCGUCAUUAGUAGGGUUGACUGGUAGCCUGAACAGGAACAAGAGGCAGAACCCGGGGAGACGUCGUCGCCGGCGCCGGUCUCUGCGUCUGGUCGCCAUGGUGAUCUGCACAUUCCUGCUAUGCUUCCUCCCAUAUCACGUGGCUCGCUCGCUGCACCUGCAUGCGGUGGUGGACAGGUGGGGCUGUGUUGCUACGGUGACGCUGCAGCGGGUGUUGGUGGUGACGCUGUGUCUGGCGGCGGCCAACAGUGUAGUGAACCCUUUGUUGUACUACUGCUCCGGGGAGUCCUUCAGAACGGUCAUACGCAAUGCCUCAUCACGACGACAGUCCUUCUCCUCCUCCUUCACUCAGGGCAGCCUGCUGCUAUCUCGCAGGAAGAGGACUAUUCCCACAAUGCCUACAACACCAACAAUGCCAGACACACCCUUCGCUCCACCCCAAACCCUUUCUGGGUCCCUACCAGACACACACAGCCCUGUGGAAGACAGUCUAUAAAGGGUUCCAAACCUAUUUGCCCUGUACCCCACCUCUACUUACAGACACUGAGACCUGAACCCCUAGCUACACUCUCCAGAAUCAGAGACACUUUGCUGCACGUGCAAAAUGGAGGCCUGAACCAGAACCACACACCGAAGACUGAACCCUCACAUCCUCCAGGGCCAUAAGACACUAACCCUUA